GGCUUCCGUACUGUGACGUGGAAUGCGGAAGGGCGCGUCAGGCUGUAAACAGUAAAAGCUGAGGCUUUAUAGUGAAGUCAGCCUGUCACUGAAAAACUCCUGAUCUCUGCUGGACUGUGAGGAAAGCGUCUGACAACACGAUGGCAUCAUCAGCCCCUCUGUCCAAGGCCAACACCACCUUCUGUCUGGAUCUGUUCAGAAAGCUGAGCGACAACGACAACACUGCAAAUGUCUUCUUCUCUCCUUUUAGCAUCUCUUCAGCCCUGGCUAUGGUGAUGCUGGGAGCCAGAGGAAACACAGCCACACAGAUGUCAGAGGUCCUCAGCUUCACUAAGGCAGAGAAGCCACGGCGUGCAGGAGCACAGCAGAUGCAGAUGCCGUUGGAGAUGCCGAUGCAGAUGCAGCAGCAUGUCCAGUCCAUGCUGCCACCGCAUCUGCGGAAGUGUCUGAAAACCCAGGACUGUCAGGACGUCCACACCAGCUUUACCCAACUGCUGACUGAGUUCAACAAGGCAGAUGCUCUGUACGCCCUCAGUGUGGCCAACAGACUGUACGGGGAACAGUCCUACCAGUUUAUUGAGGAUUUCUUAACACAAACCAGGAAGCUCUACAACGCUGAGCUGGAGUCAGUGGACUUCAAAACCAGCUCUGAGGCAGCAAGAGUCAACAUCAACAGCUGGGUGGAGAAGCAGACACAAGGUAAAAUCAAAGACGUGCUGGUCCAGGGUGUGGUGAAUGACAUGACCAGGCUGGUGCUGGUCAAUGCCAUCUACUUCAAAGGCAACUGGAACAAGCAGUUUAAGGAGAACGCUACACAUGAUGUUCAGUUUAGACUCAACAAGAAUGAGACCAAGCCAGUGAAGAUGAUGCACCAAAAAUCAAAGUUCCCUUUGACCUUCAUCCCUGAAGCCAGCUGCCAGAUCCUAGAGAUGCCUUACAAAGGGAAGGAGCUCAGCAUGCUCAUCUUUCUACCUAAUGAGAUAGAGGAUGGUACCACCGGUCUGGAGAAGCUGGAGAAGCAGCUGACCUAUGAGAACUUUGUGGAAUGGACUCGUCCAGACAUGAUGGAUCAAACUGAGGUCCAGGUGGGUCUGCCUCGGUUCAAGAUGGAGGAGAAGUAUGACAUGAAGACUGUCCUGGUUAGCAUGGGCAUGGUGGAUGCCUUCGACGCGGCACUGAGUGACUUCUCAGGCAUGUCUCCUGCCAACGACCUGUUUCUGUCAAAAGUCGUCCACAAGGCUUUUGUGGAGGUGAACGAGGAGGGAACUGAGGCUGCUGCUGCCACUGCUGCCAUCAUGAUGCUGCGCUGUGCUCCGAUGCCUCCAGCCAUGUUCAUCGCAGACCACCCCUUCCUCUUCUUCAUCCGACACAACCCCUCCAUGAGCGUUCUGUUCGCCGGCCGGUACUGCUCCCCUGUGUGAGCACUACAUUGUUGAGGUUUUUCUCAGCUGGAGGUGGAGGGGGGAGGUUACAAUACAUCUACAACUGCAAUAAUACAACAUUUUAUUUGGUAAAAAAUGAAUCACCACCAUCAGAGUUUCCUGUAGCUAAUUACACCCUGAGCUCCCGUCCUACAUUUUCAGCACAAGGUUGAUGAGUAAAAACUAUGGUGUUGGAUUUUCUAAACUGUGGCUUCUUGUCUGCAUCACUCCUGAGUGAUUCUGAGUUUCUACUGUGCCUACGUGAACACUAGGCUUUUGCACUGUUUCACAUUUGCAAUCCCAUCCUUUGGAUCUGGUUCACUUUAUGUCUGUAAUACGUGUUUGGCCCUAUCUGCUGCAGCCUCACACCCCUACCCUAGUUUAUCUUUACCAUUAGAGUCUAGAUUGUGUUAUAUUGUACUUCACACCCUUUGAAGGAAUUGCUUUAUCACAGUGUACAUUGUGCCUUUUUCAUUCGGCAGCAUAGGUGAAGGUGAAGGUGAAGGUGGGGGUGGAGGUGAAGAUAUGAUGGCUGCAAGAUUCUCUGCACUUUAUCUACACAACAUGCAAUUUAAUGGUUUUAUAUAUUCAGUUAACCAAAGACAAUAUUGUGAUGAGAUCACAUAGAUAUGAUUUAUCCUUGAUAAUUAUGUAAAGUGCAGUUAUACUUUAUGUAAUGUACCAAUAAACAUAUAACGACUAUAGACUAAAAAGAACAAGAGUUUACAUGAAGUUUUGACCUGGCCUGGAGUCCAGGUCAUGUUUAUGUAUCCUGCUUUUACAAUGAAAUAAAAGUGUGUGAUUCACUAA
This is a messenger RNA of Lates calcarifer (barramundi perch), 2231 nucleotides long. RefSeq names its product leukocyte elastase inhibitor-like. The record is from RefSeq and is a predicted model, not a curated record. Lineage: Eukaryota; Metazoa; Chordata; Actinopteri; Centropomidae. Gene Ontology annotation, molecular function: serine-type endopeptidase inhibitor activity. Gene Ontology annotation, biological process: negative regulation of endopeptidase activity.